This is a messenger RNA of Conger conger (European conger), 7284 nucleotides long. RefSeq names its product serine/threonine-protein kinase TAO1-like. Gene Ontology annotation, molecular function: protein kinase activity; ATP binding. The transcript is spliced from 19 exons. The record is from RefSeq and is a predicted model, not a curated record. NCBI's taxonomy places the organism in Eukaryota, Metazoa, Chordata, Actinopteri, Anguilliformes, Congridae. Gene Ontology annotation, biological process: protein phosphorylation; execution phase of apoptosis.
CGCGCUGCGGCCACUAGGAUUCGGUCAGCGCGAGCAAACGGAGCUUGGGGCUCCAGGAACAGACGGGAAGACGACGGGACAGAAAAUCUGCGCCCCCGAAUAAACAGUGAAAAUACAACACACCCGCAUCAAAUAUCACAGCCAGAGCGACACAUAAGCCCAUGGACUGGAGCAAGGGCGUGGUCGCAGGUUAGUUUUAGUGAGUUUGCAGGGUGUUCCUUCAUAUUUUUCCCCGUGUUUGUCACAGAGGGAGGAGGUGGAACGCACCGCCGCCAUCUUUGGGACCUGCCUGUGACUGAAAAGCGAGCUUCUGGGCCACGGCUGGCCUUGGAGAAGAGUUGCAAAACGCUAAACAACAACAGCAGCUUGGUUUGACAGCACUCAACAAGGCAACAACAUCGCAGACCAAUUCGGGGAGCGCAGGGAGAACAACAAGCGUAAAACGAGAAUCUCGGUUCCACUCUUCCUCCCCCCGAACUGCUUGAGCACUAGCUACUCCUUGGAUACGGUAUUAGCUCCUGUUCCUUUUAAACCUGGCCCGUCGGACGGGUGCUGAUGCGUACAAGGCCUCCUUCCUGCAGAUGAGCCAUCGGCGGGGGCUGUCGCAGCGCAGUCGCAGUCGCAGGCCCAGAUAGUCCCCGGCGGCCGCGGCAGCAUGCCCUCCACCAGUCGGGCGGGGAGCCUGAAGGACCCCGAGAUCGCCGAUCUCUUCUUCAAGGACGACCCCGAGAAGCUGUUCUCCGACCUGCGCGAGAUCGGCCAUGGCAGCUUCGGGGCUGUGUACUUUGCGCGGGACAUCCGGACCACAGAGGUGGUGGCCAUUAAGAAGAUGUCCUACAGCGGGAAGCAGUCCAACGAGAAAUGGCAGGACAUAAUCAAAGAAGUGAAGUUCCUCCAGAGAAUUCAGCACCCGAAUAGCAUAGAGUACAAGGGAUGCUACCUGCGUGAGCACACUGCCUGGCUGGUCAUGGAGUACUGUCUUGGCUCGGCUUCAGACCUGUUGGAAGUCCAUAAAAAGCCACUCCAGGAAAUAGAAAUAGCAGCAAUUACCCACGGUGCAUUGCAGGGCUUGGCCUACCUUCAUUCCCACAACAUGAUUCACAGAGAUAUCAAGGCUGGGAACAUCCUGCUCACGGAGCCCGGACAGGUCAAACUGGCCGAUUUUGGCUCCGCUUCCAUUGCCUCUCCCGCCAACUCCUUCGUGGGGACGCCAUAUUGGAUGGCCCCAGAGGUGAUCCUGGCCAUGGAUGAGGGUCAGUACGAUGGCAAGGUGGAUGUCUGGUCUCUGGGAAUCACCUGCAUUGAAUUAGCUGAGAGGAAGCCUCCACUGUUCAACAUGAAUGCGAUGAGUGCCUUAUACCAUAUAGCGCAGAAUGAGAGCCCCACACUGCAGUCCAGUGAAUGGACGGAUUACUUUAGGAACUUCGUGGACUCUUGCCUUCAGAAACUCCCCCAGGACCGGCCGGACUCUGACGAUCUGCUGAAGCAUGCCUUUGUCCAGCGGGAGCGGCCCGAGUCGGUUCUGAUGGACCUGAUCCUGCGGACGAAAGACGCCGUGCGCGAGCUGGACAACCUGCAGUACCGCAAGAUGAAGAAGAUCCUGUUCCAGGAGGCGCACAACGGGCCGGCCGCGGAGGCGCAGGACGGAGAGGAGGAGCCAGAGCACAGCGUGGGCCGGACAGGCACGGUGAGCAGUGUGGGCAGUAACCAGUCCAUCCCCAGCAUGUCCAUCAGCGCCAGCUCCCAGAGCAGCUCCGUCAACAGCCUCCCCGACGCCGCCGACGACAAGAGCGAGCUGGACAUGAUGGACGGAGACCACACCGUCAUGUCCAACAGCUCCGUCAUUCACCUCAAACCGGAGGAGGAGGAGAGCUACCAGGAGGAGCCUGAGCCCCACAGCAGACCCUCUGAGCCACAGACGCCCCCCACUCAGGCCCCACGUCAGAAACCCCACUAUCGCACCAACCGCGAACACUUUGCCACCAUCCGCACAGCCUCGCUGGUGACGCGGCAGAUGCAGGAGCACGAGCAGGACUCAGAGCUGCGGGAGCAGAUGUCGGGGUACAAGCGCAUGCGGAGGCAGCACCAGAAGCACCUGAUGGCGCUGGAGAACAAGCUGAAGGCGGAGAUGGACGAACACCGGCUGCGUCUGGACAAGGAGCUGGAGACCCAGAGGAACAGCUUCGCCGCCGAGAUCGAGAAGCUCGUCAAGAAGCACCAGGCCACCAUGGAGAAAGACGCGAAGACCUUCGCCAACGACGAGAAGAAGUUCCAGCAGCACAUCCAGGUCCAGCAGAAGAAGGAGCUCAGCAGCUUCCUGGAGUCCCAGAAACGCGAGUACAAACUGCGCAAGGAGCAGCUGAAGGAGGAGCUGAACGAGAACCAGUCAACGCCCAAGAAGGAGAAGCAGGAGUGGCUGUCGAAGCAGAAGGAGAACUUCCAGCACUUCCAGGCGGAGGAGGAGGCCAACCUGCAGCGGCGUCAGCGGCAGUACCUGGAGCUGGAGUGCCGGCGCUUCAAGAGACGCAUCCUCAUCGCCCGCCACAACGUGGAGCAGGACCUGGUGCGAGAGGAGCUGAACAAGCGUCAGACGCAGAAGGACCUGGAGCACGCCAUGCUGCUGAGGCACCACGAGUCCAUGCAGGAGCUGGAGUUCCGGCAGCUGGGCACCAUCCAGAAGAUGCGGGCGGAGCUGAUCCGCCUGCAGCACCAGACCGAGCUCACCAACCAGCUGGAGUACAACAAGCGCCGCGAGAGGGAGCUGCGCCGCAAGCACGUGAUGGAAGUGCGGCAGCAGCCCAAGAGCCUCAAGGUCUCUCUCCCUUUCUCUCUGCCUCCUCUUCACCUCCCUUCUGCCUGCCUCCCUUUUUCUCUGCCUCCUGCACUUCACCUCCCUUCUGCCUGUCUCCCUUUCUCUCUCAGUGAAGCCAUCUGGUCUAAUCUGGUACAGCACCUUUAGGGCUACAGCGUGCAGACCCGGCGUGUCUCACCCUGUCCUUCUCUCCCCGGCGCUCAGCUGCGGCUGGACGAGGCUCAGGAGGCCGAGUGCCAGGUGCUGAAGAUGCAGCUGCAGCAGGAGCUGGAGCUGCUCAACGCCUACCAGAGCAAGAUCAAGAUGCAGACGGACGCGCAGCACGACCGCGAGAUGAAGGAGCUGGAGCAGAGGGUGUCCCUGCGCCGCGCCCUGCUGGAGCAGAAGAUUGAGGAGGAGAUGCUGGUCCUGCAGAACGAGCGCUCGGAGCGGAUCCGCAGCCUGCUGGAGCGCCAGGCGCGGGAGAUCGAGGCCUUCGACUCGGAGAGCAUGCGCCUGGGCUUCAGCAACAUGGUGCUGUCCAACCUCUCCUCCGAGGCCUUCAGCCACAGCUUCCCCGGGGCCCCCGGCAGCUGGUCGCACCACCACCAGGGCGGCUCCCAGGGGCCACACUGGGGCGGGGGGAGCGGGUCCGGAGGGGGCGGGGGAGGCCACCACAGCAGUCAUCACCACCACCACCACCACCACCCCAGCCAGGGAGGGCCGUCGCAGCAGGCCUGGGGCCACGGCAUGCCGGGCGGGGGCCCCCAACCCUGGGGCCACCCGUCGUCGGGGCCCAUGGGGGCGGUGCCGCGGGCGGGGGGGGCGGCCCGGAACAGCCCCCAGGCGCUGAGGAGGACAGCCUCCGGGGGGCGCAGUGAGCAGGGGAUGAGCAGGAGCACUAGCAUCGCCUCGCAGAUAUCCAACGGGUCACACCUGUCCUACACGUAGACACGCCCAUAGCUCCAGAGCAGGGCAAGGGGGACCGCCGGGCCCUGGGGAGGGGAGGGGCAGACGGGCCAUGCCCUCGCUCCCCCCCCCUCCCCACGCACCGCUCUCUGUCUCUUUCUCCCUCUCCCGUUCUUCUUCUCCCUCUCUCCUCUCUUUCCCCACCUCCCCGUCCUCUCACCAGACCCCUGUGUGCAAGGGACAGUGAUGGCUUCCGCCCAGGCAGCAGCUUGUCCGCAGCUGUCUGAAGUCCAUCGGUCUCCCUGUGUUCACCUCAGCUUUGUCUAAGCCCACAGGGGCACGGUGUUGUCCAAAUUCUCACUUAGAUUCAAAAUCCAUCACCGUCAGGCUAAAAUUCUGCACCCAAAUCAGAAAUCUGCAUCCAAACCAGAAUUCUGUAAUUUUUUCGUUGCAAUAUAUUUUCCCAUCCUGAUAAUAAUUUAUUUCAAGAUAUUGCAGUGCGUCGCAUUUUCAACAAGUCUCCAAAGGAGUCGAAACCUAUUUGGGUGUGGACUCUUGGGUGCAAUUGCUCCUCUCGUCCAUACCCGACUCGUAAUUGAGCGCUAAAGGCUAGACUCGCGGUUGUCAUAGUCCGCCGUAGCCCUCUGGAAGUUGAGUUCUGGAUUAGGCUGCUGACUUUGAAUAAUGCCCUUAUCCACUUUAGUUCAGAGGAACACAUUUUUCAGCUCCGUAGCUGGACUUGAAAUUGAAGUGCAAAAAACUUUAAGCUGCUGGAGGGAAAGAUGACAGAAGAAGGAAGCGGAGGCAGUGAGAAUGUGAGGGAACGUGUUAUUGGGGGAGCAGGUUUGUGACCGUGUCUUAGCCUUUAAAGCAGGGCAGUUUUUAUAUUUCUUUUCCUUUGUCAGGUUUUGCUCAGACCACUAUCGCACUGCACCCUUUCCAGCAAUAGCAGCUCUUGGUUUGUGCACUUUUUCCCCAGCGUCGAGUGGAGAAAGGUACACUCGACUUGCUGUGGAGCAUGUAUGGGUAGCUCUACGCGUUCAGAAAAAAUGCACACGUGCAUACAUAUACAGAAGCAUCAAUGUAACAGUCUCCUUUUCCAGACAUCUCCACAAGGGUGAUGUAAUAUUACACAGUCCCUAUGGGCCCCACAAAGCCCUGCCCGCCACAGACCUUGAGAGAUAACCUGGGGGUUUACGUUCAUUUCUUAACUGAAAUGACCCUGCUCACCCCUGCGCAAACAACCACUAACAGCCCAGCUGCAGCUGCUGCUACUUAUUUAGCCCAGGUAUGCCUGUUUUAGUGUUGAUUCCAGUGCAGGCUACGUUCACCCAGUUAGCAGGCUGAUGCUUUUAACACUUAGGAAUGCAGUGCCAAUAGUGAGAUUGAACCUUUUUUUUUUCCAUAAACACUAAUUGCUCAGCUUUAAUUUUUUUGUUUUAAAGCUUGAUUUAUCUAUUGGAUGAAUACUACUUUUUACAAUUAAAUUUUUUCUUAUUUUAAACCUGAGACAGACUUUAGGAAAAGAGCCACAGAUGUAAGUACUGUAGUUUAUUGUACUGUAAAUCUCCAGAGGACUGUACGUCAUUGCCAUUGUGAGGUCACCGCCGCUGGUGUCAUGGAAACCGGACCGCCUCAUUCCGUUUCACAAAUCAGCAGCCAAAACAGGCCGUGUGCCAAAAUACAUGCCAAAACAGGACAGGACAGGACAGGACAGGGACGGAGUCCUUACUGAUAAGAUGCGCUGAGGUUCUCAAUGGAAACUUCCAGAACACUAAAACCGCAUACAGGGCCGCUGUCCCAUGGGGACCGUUCUGUCCGAGGGUUUAAUUUUUGUAGAUAGAUGAAGGAAAGCACUGGAAGAAAAGCGAGGCUGUCGGGAUGAAAGCAGCAGUGUUUCCCUGGACAGAACGCGAUGAGCCACACUUUCACUUAGCCCCACAUUCGCGUCACAUGCACUGCUUGUGAUCCUCCACCGGAUCCAGUUCAGCUCUUUCUCACACUAAAAGUUGCUAAAUAAACGUGUGGGUUAUCGUGAGGUCCCCCCCCCCCCCCCCCAAUCAAUUUUGAGGCAGCCGUUUCUGAAUCUCUUAAACUGGUUAAGUUUAUUGUUUGUUGGUAAAGACGUGGUGUCAGGUGAAUGUCCAGGAGAGUUUGCGUGGGACGAGUUGAGUCAGCGUUUGAAGUGAUGGCCUUUCUGCAGCACGUACAGCACUUAAUCACAUUGCUGCGAGGGACAUUUUGACUUUUUAGGGGGAAAAACAACAACGCAUUAGUGUCCAGCUUGUCUGGGCUUCAGGGAGUGUAGUGCUUAAGCAUGCUGGUGUGCCAACAAGAUUUUAUCACCCUGUCCCCUGCAAAAUGUUGAACUGAAGGAAGGUGAAAGCACUGUUUUGGAUUAGAUGCAGAAGCACAGAAUUAUGGGAGCUAAAUUGCCAUUAGGCAAUUCGACACUAAAUUGCACAAAGGGACGGUCAUGUUUCGCAGUUCACUGCAUCGCCAGAGGGGGCAGUGUGCAGUGCGCUUUGCUGACAUGGAGUACAACCCUUCAGCGAGUAAUUCAUACACUAUUAAUUCAGCACACUAAUUACGCAUCUCAGGUCCACUGUGGAUCAGUGAAAAACAGUUGCUUGAGCGCUUGUACCUUGAAGACGUGGGGUACCCCAGCAGGACUUGGGAAGGAGUGCAGAUGCAGGAAGCGUAGCAGGAAGUGGGAGCGCAGGUUGUAGCGAAAGACGUGUGGGCAAUCGGCAAUGAGGUUGUGAACUUCAGACAUCCAAAGGUGGUGGCGUCGAGCAGAGUGGCCUUGGAAUGGACUGCCCUGUCUGAUAUUGAGGAGAUAAGAAUGUUGGUGUGACAAAAUGGCACUUAUUUUUUGGUAAAGAAACAUUUUUUCUUGGGUUUGUUAAAAGGACCCAUAGAGUGAACAGUUUGUAUAUAUGGUGGUUUUCCGAGUUGUAUAUCUCAAAAGAAUGGGUUGGGGGCAAUCUUACAGGUGUAACUUAAGUACACCUGACUGAGAGUUUAAUGUUGCACAGGGAGAGAGGUGUAGAAAGGUGUAGUGGUUUCCUCACAGCAGCACUAGAUAAGGAGCAGGAUGGGAGAGCAGCUUGUGGAGGUACAGACCUCAGGGCCUGGGAGUCUGGGAUUGUGUCAGUGUGUGGAACGUGUCAUUUCUUCUCCCAUUAAUCAGGAAAGGCUGUUUUGCUUUUUUUCCCCUCAGAGAACUUUGGUAUACGUGAACUUCAGAUGUAUGAUGUUUUUUUCUUUGUUUUUUUGGGGGGUUUUUUGCAACAAAGCCAAAUAACUGCUGUCCUCCAGAUAUAUACAGGGUUUGAAAGUAUGCAUUUGCUGAUUAAGCAGGGGGGGGGGGGGAAAUCACAUCCUUGAGAGGGAGUGAUGACAUAAUUCAGGAUGAAGUACCGCGAGGUAGCGGGCCGUGGAAGGAAGAGGGAAGUGCAAAAUGUACAGUAAGCUGUUUGUUUCAGGCCCUGUGUUUCAGGCCCUGUGCUUCAGGCCCUGUGCUUCAGGCCCUGUGCUUCAGGCCCUGUGUUUCAGGCCCUGUGCUUCAGGCCCUGUGUUUC